Trichomycterus rosablanca is the source of this 4854-nucleotide messenger RNA. It is a transcript of the gene clip3, whose product is annotated as CAP-GLY domain containing linker protein 3. Gene Ontology annotation, cellular component: cell cortex; microtubule plus-end; nucleus. Bases 143 to 1762 code for a protein of 539 amino acids. Gene Ontology annotation, molecular function: microtubule plus-end binding. The record is from RefSeq and is a predicted model, not a curated record. The transcript is spliced from 14 exons. Lineage: Eukaryota; Metazoa; Chordata; Actinopteri; Siluriformes; Trichomycteridae. Gene Ontology annotation, biological process: cytoplasmic microtubule organization.
GACGCAGCAGCAUCACAUCCAUCCGUGGAUCCCUGUACCAGAUCUAUUCUUUCUGUUUAUUUCUGAUCUAUAAAACAGAUCACUGAGGAAAAACGCGGUGUGGAAUCUGCGGCUUGUGAUCAGGCCACAUUCACGACACAGAAUGACUAAAGAGAAGUCUGUUGAGGUAGAGGAGGCCCAGCCUGCCUCUGAAUGUACCAGUCCCAAACCUGAACCACGCAAGAAACCCAUGGUCCACCCGUCGGCCCAGGCCCCCCUCCCCAAAGAUUAUGCCUUCACAUUUUUUGAUCCAAAUGACCCAGCCUGUUUGGAGAUUCUGACAGAUCCCCGCACUACCAUCCCUGAGCUCUUUGCUAUCAUCCGACAGUGGGUUCCACAAGUGCAGCAUAAGAUUGACAUCAUUGGUGAAGAGAUUUUGAAACGUGGAUGUCAUGUUAAUGAUCGUGAUGGAUUGACAGACAUGACUCUUCUGCACUACAGCUGCAAAGCAGGGGCUCAUGGAGUGGGUGACCCAGAGGCAGCUCUCCGACUGACCAAUCAGCUGAUUGCUUUGGGUGCAGAUGUUAGUCUGCGUAGUCGUUGGACCAACAUGAACGCUCUUCACUAUGCUGCUUACUUUGAUGUGCCUGAGCUGAUCAGGAUUCUACUUAAAGCAUCUAAACCUAGAGUUCUCAACUCUGCCUGCAGUGAUUUCUGUCAUGGCACUGCCCUGCACAUUGCUGCUUCUAAUCUUUGCCUGGGAGCUGUCAAGUGUCUCCUAGAGCAUGGAGCCAACCCCACUGUCAGGAAUGAUAAAGGCCAAGUCCCUGCUGAUGUGGUUCCUGACCCCAUGGACAUGAGCCUGGAUAAAGCAGAGGCAGCAAUGGUGGCCAAAGAGAUGAAGCAGCUGCUGUUAGAUGCUGUCCCCCUUAGCUGUAACCUGCCCCGUGUCACCUUGCCCAACUAUGACAACAUUCCUGGCAACCUCAUGCUCAGCUCUAUCGGUCUAAAGCUUGGUGAUCGUGUAGUUUUGGAUGAUAUGAAGAGUGGCACUCUUCGAUUCUGUGGCACCACUGAGUUCGCCAGUGGCCAGUGGGUAGGAAUCGAGCUGGAUGAGCCAGAGGGCAAGAAUGAUGGGAGCGUGGGUGGAAUUCGAUACUUUAUUUGCCCACCAAAACUUGGAAUUUUUGCCCCAGUGUCCAAAAUUAAAAAAGCGGUAGAUCAGACCCCCACCUCAGUCACCUCCACACCCAAAACUCCCCGUAUGGACUUCUCACGUGUCACUGGAAAGAUCAAGAAGGAGAAAAAAGAUAAGGAUAGAGAAAAAGCCUUGAGGAAUAAGUCUCUAUCAGUGGCCAGUCUGGAUCCCGAUGGAGUGAAAAUUGAAGUGGGAGACCAGGUUUUAGUCGCUGGCCAGAAACAAGGAACUGUGCGUUUUUAUGGCAAAACAGACUUUGCACCAGGCUACUGGUUUGGUGUGGAACUGGAGCAGCCCACUGGGAAACAUGAUGGCUCUGUGUUUGGAGUUCGCUAUUUCAGUUGCCUGCCCAAAUAUGGAGUGUUUGCUCCUCCUUCCCGUGUUCAGAGAAUUGGAGGACCAAAAGAACCCCAGGGUGAUGGGACGCUGGUGAAGAAAGUUCAUCAGGUGACUAUGUCCCAGCCAAAGCGCAACUUUAACACGAUGAGGUCUCCCAAAGACAUCACCUCUGAGAACUCCAUAUCCAGCAGGUUACUGUUCUGUUGCUGGUUUCCAUGGAUGCUACGUGCAGAAAUGCAAUCUUAAACUACUCUCAAUCGAUCUCUUUCCUCUCAAGCUAUUUCCUCCCAAGUUACAAAACCACAGUCUAUCCAUAUACAUUAAUUCAUUUGACAAAAGCUUUAGUCCAAAGCAACGUACAAAUGAGAAAGGAUAUAAUUUAAACACUGAGCUGAGGGUUAAGCUUAGUUAAACACUUAGCCAUCCAUCAUUAACAUGCACUCUUCUCUGAAAAUCACACAAACCGUUAAAGACACAACUGUGCAAUCCCAUUUUACAGUCUUUCUCUCUGAUUGCAUUUACUUAGCAAAAAACUAGUGCCUUGUAAAGUGAAUAAAAUCCUGCAUUCCAUUUAUUGAACGAUCAGUAAAAUAAUCUUGAAUUUUGGAUAAGGAAAAAUGAACCAUUCAUUCAAUGCCAUUUAUUAGUACAAAGAUACAUUUUAUGUCGUCACCUUAACUGAGGACCACAAAAACAUUUAGUGAAGUAUCAUGGGAUCUUUAGAGGUUUUAUUUUAGAAAAGCUUCAUCGUUAGUUUAUGCACAUGGCCUGGCCUAAAAUAUAUUGUGGUUUCUGCUGCUUAAUUGUGCAAUCUGUCCUAAUUUCAGCAUGAAGUCCUGUUUCUUUAAAUAGUAGAUAAUAAAUUAUUAUUUAUUGGUCAUACAUACAUGCAUACUCAGUGACCAUCUAAACGUGCUAGGUAACAUAUCAUAAUAAAUCCCAUUAAAGUAACAAAAAAAUGUUAAACCCUAAGUGAGGAUCAUGCUUUGAUAAGCAUUUUAUUUUGUAAUGUGACUAAAAUGUUUGCCGGGAAAUUAAUAUUAUUUAUAUUUGGACAUUUAGGAACAGUAUGUAAAAAAUGAUCAUAAUCUGAUCAAAAACAUUCUGAUUACUGUUAAAAGGAAACCACCUUGUAACUCAGCAUACCAUAGCAGCACAGCAGGCGUCAGUAAAACAGAAGAAAUCUUAAUUCAAUCUACACUGAUCAGCCAUAAGAUUAAAACCACCUCCUUGUUUCUACAAACACUGUCCAUUUUAUCAGCUCCAUUUACCACAUAGAAGCACUUUGUAGUUCUACAAUUACUGACCCUAGUCCAUCUAUUUUUCCACAUACUUUUUUGCCUGCUUUUACCCUGUUCUUCAAUGUUCAGGACCACUACAGAGCAAGUGUUAUUUAAGUGGUGGAUCAUUCUCAGCACUGCAGUGCCAAUGCCAUGGUGGUGUGUUAGUGUGUGUUGUGCUGGUAUUAGUGGAUCAGACACAGCAGCACUGCUGGAGUUUUUAAAUACCAUGUUCACUCACUGUCCAUUCUAUUAGACACUCCUACCUAGUUGGUCCACCUUGCAGAUGUGGACUAUUCUCAGUCCAGCAGUGACAGUGAGUGUUUAAAAACUCCAUCAGCUCUGCUGUGUAUUAUCCACUCGUACCAGCACAACACACACUAACACACCACCACCAUGUCAGUGUCACUGCAGUGCUGAGAAUGAUCCACCACCCAAAUAAUACCUACUCUGUAGUGGUUCUGAGGGGGUCCAUUGAAGAACAGGGUGAAAGCAGGCUAAAAAAGUACGUAGAGAAAUAGAUGGACUACAGUCAGUAAUUGUAUAACUACAAAGUGCUUCUAUAUGGUUAGUGGAGCUGAUAAAAUGGACAGUGAGUGUAGAAACAAGGAGGUGGUUUUAAUGUUAUGGUUGAUUUGUGUAAAUGAUCUAUUAUACAUUAUAUUACUCCAAAGUACUUAAAAUGAUGGCUAAACAAUAUUUGGAUUAUUGUUUGUUUGUUUUUUACUAAAAGUCCUUGGAAUGUCAUGUUCAUGUGGUUAUACUAUAUACUGUAUAUAUAUAUAUAUAUAUAUAUAUAUAUAUAUAUAUAUAUAUAUAUAUAUAUAUAUAUAUAUAUAUAUAUAUAAUUUUUUUUUAAAUUAAUAAUUAUAGAAUUAACAAUUUAUUAAUAUUACUUCCCCCUACCACAAAUCUCUGGCAGGGUAGUUAAAUAAUCUUUUGCUGUUCAUGUCAUCAUACAAAGCUAAAAAAAUUACACAAACUUAAAUAAACAUAUAUAUCUAUCAAAUGCUCAGUACCUCACUGUAGAUUACAUAAUCCAGUAACACUAAGAUGAAAGAAGUAUGUAUAUUCUACAUGAAACAUUAACAUGAAAACAAUUAAACUACUCACUAUAUUUGCCACUAUACAUUCUAAUGGCAUUUGUAUGUACCUUACUGAAAGUGUUAUACCCUUAUAUCUUAUUUCAGUUGUAAUACAUUUUGUAAAUGUCAGUAGCUUUCACAUUCACAAAGAUCUGUGAUUCAGUGGCAACAGUGUUUAGGUAAAGAAAUCAGUAAUGUGUAAUCUGUGUUAUUUUACUGUGUGGAUAUGGCUGGCAUCAUUGUAUCACAGCAUGGUUCAGAAAAUCACCACUCUCUUUCUGUCCUUAACUGACUUAAACACUUUGGCCCACUGCUUUUAUUGUUUUUCAUUAAGAAAAAUGAUGUUACUGGAUUUGUGUUGUGCAGACUUUUUCUUUAGUGAUAUAACACAAAUGAGGAGUAUAUGCAAAAUGAACUACAGUCUAACAAGAAGUAAACCCAUUCAUUGAGAUUUUGUGCAAGUGCAAGUGUGUUGUAAUCGGGUUUCUAUAUAAACUAUUUGUUCCAACAAAAUACUAUUACUUGUGAAGGUUUCAUUUCAAAACACAUUAUUUUUUUCAUUGGCAUUCAUUAUGCUUCCUACUCAUUAUCAGAUAAAUUGAUAUAGAGUCACACUUUAUGUAGUUCUGUUCCACCCAGUUGUGUCGGUAUAACUGUAAGCAUUUAUUUGUCAAAAAAAGAUAUAUUUUGAUAACUUCACAAUGUGCUUUUUAAUGUACCUCAGUUUGACAACUUGGUAACUAUAUUCAUGUUUGUGUAGUUAUGUGAUCUAUCUACUACAGAAAAACUUAUUAACGGUUGUUAUGCUGGAGUCAGUUCUGGAUUAGCUAACUAGGCUACUGCAUGCUGUUUAUAUACUUGUGUGCUUUUGUUUUCUCAGAAGUGUAUUAGCAUGACAAUAACCAUCAAUAUCUUCAGUGCAAACCCUCCCUUGACUAUAAAUCUACCAUUAAUAAAAAGUUGGUGUUUCGUA